AUCGGCAAGCGAAGCACUCCACUCCACUCCACUCCACCUGUUAGAAACAAGCUAGCUCAAGUUCUCUCAACUUCUUGCCAGGAAAGCGCGCAGGAGGUCGACGGGAACGACCAUGGUCAGCGCCAAGAGACUUGUGCAAAUGGCCAAGAAGUGGCAGAGGAUGGCCGCCACGGCAAGGAGGCGGAUCGCACUGGCGCCGCCGGCAAAAGGAGCCGCCGAGGGAUCGUCGCCGCCGUGCAGCACCUCGCGUGUAGCUGUAGCCGGCAAGGGCCACUGCGUGGUGUACUCGGCGGACGGCAGGCGGUUCGAGGUCCCGCUGCCGUACCUCGACACCGCCGUCUUCGGCGUGCUCCUCGGCAUGUCGCGGGAGGAGUUCGGGUUCGCCGGUGGCGACGGCAGGAUCACGGUGCCCUGUGACGCCGCCGUCAUGGAGUACGUCAUGUGUUUGCUUCGGAGAGACGCGUCGGAAGAGGUGGUGAGGGCGUUCCUGAGCUCCGUGGUGAGCCGGCCUUGCAGCCACUGUGGAAAUGGCUCGCUGGUGCAGUCCACCACGGGAGUUCGCCAGCAAGCUGCUGUUUCUAGCUUCUGAGCUGAGGAUUAAUUAGCACUUAGCUAGAUUGUUUUAUUAUUAUUAUUAUUAUUAUUAUUAUUAUUAUUAUUAUUAUUAUUAUUAUUAUUAUUA
Zea mays is the source of this 682-nucleotide messenger RNA. RefSeq lists its product as uncharacterized. The transcript has a single exon. The record is from RefSeq and is marked validated. Bases 113 to 589 code for a protein of 158 amino acids. Gene Ontology annotation, biological process: response to auxin. NCBI's taxonomy places the organism in Eukaryota, Viridiplantae, Streptophyta, Magnoliopsida, Poales, Poaceae.